Messenger RNA from Cinara cedri, 4223 nucleotides. NCBI's taxonomy places the organism in Eukaryota, Metazoa, Arthropoda, Insecta, Hemiptera, Aphididae. The record is from the annotation of a GenBank genome assembly.
CAUUAUUAAUAAAAUACAAUUGCGUAUACCAUUCCUGUUGUUAGCUACGUGACAAAUGCUGCACGUUGUAUCCUAUGAUAAUUUGUUCAGUUUAACGAGUAUUUAAUAAUACAAUUUCGAUUAGUUUAUUAUUAUUAUUUUUUUUUUUUUACUCAAAUAUUGAAUUUUUAAAAAAAAAAAAUAUUUUUAUCAAAAAAUUUAACUCCUUAAAUAGAUAAUAUGUUAAAAACUUGUUUUGGAUGUUGUUCCCUUCGGCGUGGUGCCAGUUGUAUUGCUAUUUUUAACAUAGUAAGUAUAAUUAAUAUUUGUAAUUUUUAACGUUUUUGUACCUGCACUGGGUUAACAUAUACAUAAACCGGCAACUUCGAGGAGGGGGGGGGAGAGGAGUAAAAGUUUAAAAUUACAGGCUAAAAUUUUCCUAAAAAAUAAAUUAAACAAUUAUUAGGUGUCAAAAUUACAAUUACAGAAAAACUAUCAUAGACUUGUAAAAUGUACAACUAUAGACAUUACACAAUUAGGUACCUACCAAGUUUUAAAGGAAGUAUAAACUUACUACAAUAUUAAACAAAUAUAGAUAUUUUUGUAUAAACUCUAACUAGAAUUUAAUUCAUAAUGUAAAAAGCGAUUUUUUUUUUCUAAGAUUUCUGAAAAUUAGGUCACCUUUCCCUCCCUUCCCCGUCGAGUUUAUAAAUUCAUCCUUAUAUACGUGUAUACACUCGUGUUUUCAAUAUUUUAUAAUAUUAUUAUAUACGACUGUAGUAAAUUACCUAAUAGUAGCGAAUUAGAGUUUAAAACAGCCUAAAAUGUUUUAGCUUUGGAAUGUAUUGGAAAUAUUUAAACACGGUAUUCAUCGUAAAAAUCAGUAUGGAAAACUCAGUCAAAAACGUAUUGUACAAGAUUUUAACAAUAGUGACGAGAACUCGACGUAUAACGAUUACUCAUUAGAGAUCGAAUUAGUACCCGUCAUGAAUGGUUAGUAUUGGCACUUAUAGGUAUCUAAUUAAAUAUCUAAACAGUAAUUGUAUGCGACAAUAUAUGUAUCGACAUCAUAACCAAUUUUCCUUCAGGGUUGUUCAUGGACUAUGUAUUCAUCACUUGUGUCAGUUGGAUCGUUAUGGAGUUGAUCGCAAAUAUCGGCCUCAAACAGUCUACUUACAAGGUAUAUAAUCGAUAUAAAAUAUAAAAAAUAAUUAUUGAAAUUUCUAUGAUAUAGUAUUGCGGUUUCAGUGUCAAUAUAAUAGUGUAUUUAAACUUAUUGUAGCUCGCUGUUCACAAAAUCUACAUAUGGCUCGUAAUAUAUUAUGGAAAUAUAAUAUUCAUGAUACUCCACUUGUGUUAUUACGAAAUAAACAAUAUAAAGCUUCAAACGUUCGAUCAUUACACGAAUAGAAAUCAUAAUUUUGGAGCCAUAGAGCAUGUAUGUACACCAACAAAUCAUUGAUUAUUAAGAUUAUGUAAUCUAUAUAACAAACAAGUAAAGUAAAAAUCGAGUUAAUACAAAAAUAAUACUUCACGUUAAUAUUAAACCUAUAUAAAAUUUAAUAGAAUAUAAAAACAAAUAUUUUUUUUAAAAAAUUAAAUUCUCUGUAUGCAUAUAUAUACAAUAAUGCUGAUUCUGAAGAGAGAAUUUUAAUUCUAGCUUAAUGUCAACAUAACUCAAUGUUGAUUUUUGAGAUUUUGAAAAAUCAAAAAAAUCCGGAAAGAAUAAUAAUCAAAAGUAUUUAGUGUUUAGAAAGAAUACAUUCAUUGCAUUUAAUUUAUUUUUAAAUAGAAAUGCAUUCAUUAAUUCAAUUACCUUUAUUUUUAAGGAAUGGUGAAUGCGAAUGCAAAUGAUAGAAUUCCAAAAAUAAAAAAAUAAAAAUAUUAGUGAUAAUUAAUAAUGAUAUAUUGUUUUUGUUUUUUUUUUUUGCCAAUAUUUUUACAAAUAACAAUAAUUUUUUUAAAUGGAUCUCAAAUUUUGUGAAAUUCAUUUAUUAUGAAAAUAAGGAUUGGUGAAUGAGAUUAAAUUACUUUAUAUAAGUCAGGAAUAUGAGUGAGAAAGCAUUCUUUUUUAAAAUUAAUUUUCCAAAUAAUGUUAUUCUCGGCAUUUUAAAUUUGAACUUUAAUCGAUCUUAACUAUCUCAAAGAUUAUUGUGUUUAGUUAGUAUAGUUAAAAAUGCACUAUGAAUUCCGUCGCAUUACAUUUAUUUCGAUACUUUUAUAUAAUUAUUAAAUAUAAUAAUACGUAUAAAAUAAAUAAAUAAUAUGCUAAUUGGCUGUAUAGUUAUUAUGCAGUCACAAAACAAAUGUUCGGUUAAGUUAUAUCCAAUUGCUAUAUACCUAAAUAAAUUAAGAGAAUAUUAAUUUUAUAUUAUAUUACAAUUUUUUUAGAAGUUGAUUUAUACAGCAAUUGUUAUUUUCGAAAUUUUCAUCAUCCACUCGUACUACAUCGUCGAAGAAAAAGCAGCACUGCAGAAUUUCAUAAAAAUCAAAUGGAAAUACGUAUCCAAGGGAGAAGUCAUGUCGAGUGGAGUUGACUAUCCUUCUGCGUCGAAUUUCACCGCGUUAACAUCGCGCCAAACCCAAGAAGGUUCCAGAAUACCACCGUAUAUAACCAGGGUUGCACAAGAUUAAUUACGAUAUUAUUACUCAAAAUACAAAUCCGAUUAUUAAGUAUAUAGGAUACGGACUGUUUUUAAAAUGUCUCGUUAAAUGUUGGUUAGCCCUAAUCCAUAGAAUUUUGCCGGUUUGAGGCAAAUUUAAUCACCGGUUUUCGCUAAUAAGACAUUUUAAGAACAUGCCAUGCCAUUUUCAAUAACAUUAUAAAUGAAUAGCAAAUUAAUUAUAUUUUUAACUCAAUAUAGUAAAUUAUAUAAUAAUAUGGUAAAUAUUAAAUUAUAUUUUAGCGUACAAUACUAUUAAUGUAAAAAAAAAAAACGUGAAUAAAAUAAUUAAGUAGUUCGAUCGGGUGUUGUAAUUAUACAUAUAUAUAUUAUUAUUAUCUACGGUACUUUGGUUUUUCCGACUGUUAAUUUAUUACCUAUAUUACCUAUCAUAUGUAAAUUAAAACUACCUAUAUAUUAUAAGUUAUAAGUAAAACUAAUAAUCAAUAAGGUUCCAUUUUAUAUCCUAAAUGUUUUAUGCAUAAAUGGAUAAAAUUGUAUCCUACUCAAUGGUAAAUGAGUAUUUAAAUUUAUUUUACACUCUUAGUCCACGGAUUUAAUUUGUAUACGCAUUAAAUUUACGAUAUUAUACUAACUCCAAUGACGUGUCAUCGCUGGUCCUUUUUUUUUUUUACAACUCGCUAUUGCUUAUAAUUGUCAUAAUAAACACCCGAAGAUAAAACUAUAACUCAAUAAUAUAUUGUAUUAUUAUAACAAAUUAUAUACCUUUACUGAGUUUUACCUAUACAAUCAUAGUUCUUUAAGUGUAUAAAGCCUAUGAAACGUUUUUUUUUUUUUUUUUUUUAGUAUAAUAUAUUAUUUAUUUAAUUGAUGUAUUAUUUUACAAUUAUAAUUGUAUAGUUUAUUUAAGCUUUAGACAUACCAUAGAUACCUUAGACUCUAAAAUAUCAGGAGUCUAAGGUACACAUGUCGAGAUUUAAUCAAAAUAUAGAACACACAUUAUCAAUAUAAACUUAUACAGUUCAUAGUUGACUCUACAGGUUUGGAAACCAUUGCAGUCAGUUAAAUUAUCAACACUAUAAGUAUAAGUAUAUAGAUAUGUUAACAAUUAUAUAAUGUUAUGUGUUAUAAUUUUCGAUUAUAUAUAGGUACCUACGUACUUAAUUAUCUUAAUUUAUCGCCGUGUAUUAAAAUCAGUGGCGUAAAAAGAAUAUUGUAUUGAAGUGGGGCUAAAUACGUGUUAGCUUAAAAUUGUAGGCGUUGGUAAGAAAGUUUUAGAGAUUUCGAUCCCCCCUACCUGCUAUAAGUAGUUUUAUAAAUAUGCAUUUUUAUGCAAUAUAUUAAACAAAAAUUAAUAGACAAAAUAAACUUAUUCGUGAAAUGAGAAUAUGUCUUGGUAUAUCUUGUAACUUCAUUAUACAGAAUAUACACCCUUCUGACAGAUGCAUUGUUCUAGUUGAAUUUUGAGCAAAGAUAGUAAUUAUAUUAUUUUCAAUAGUUUCUUCUUAUUUUAUUUAUGUUAGCUAACAAAGUGAGUCUAUUUUCUAUCCCAGAGAGCCUCCUUAAAUCGUUAUCAUACGGCUAAGCGGUGAAGAAUUAUAAGUAGAAUACUACUAAUAG